Chanos chanos (milkfish) is the source of this 1512-nucleotide messenger RNA. RefSeq names its product opsin 4.1 (gene opn4.1). Gene Ontology annotation, molecular function: G protein-coupled receptor activity. The record is from RefSeq and is a predicted model, not a curated record. The transcript has a single exon. Gene Ontology annotation, cellular component: membrane. NCBI's taxonomy places the organism in Eukaryota, Metazoa, Chordata, Actinopteri, Gonorynchiformes, Chanidae. Gene Ontology annotation, biological process: visual perception; G protein-coupled receptor signaling pathway. Bases 1 to 1512 code for a protein of 503 amino acids.
AUGAGUCUCCACUCUGCUCAGAAAGGGUAUCUCUGCAAUCCUGGGGAGGCCAACUGCACGUCAACAUUUAAAGAAGGCCUUGGUGCCAGAAGCUACAAGUUGCUUCACAUGCCUUUCCAUGAUCCCACCCGCAGCCACCAAACAGAGCUUCCUCGUCCUUUUCCUACUGUGGAUGUUCCUGACCACGCUCACUACAUCAUCGGCACUGUUAUUCUCCUGGUCGGCAUCACAGGUGUAAUAGGAAAUGCCCUGGUGAUCUACGUGUUCUGUCGAAGCCGGACCCUGCGAACUCCCGGGAAUAUGUUUGUGGUAAACCUGGCUGUGGCUGACUUCUGCAUGUCGCUGACUCAGUCACCUGUGUUCUUUGUGGCUAGCCUGCACCACCGUUGGGUGUUUGGGGAACGUGCCUGCGAGCUCUAUGCCUUCUGUGGUGGCCUUUUUGGCAUCUGCUCCAUGAUGACCCUGACUGCUAUUGCUGCAGACCGCUGCCUUGCCAUUACCCAACCGCUUGUCUUCAUGGGAAAGGUUAGUAGAAAGAGGGUUAGUAGUAUCCUGGUGCUUGUCUGGCUUUAUUCGCUCGGAUGGAGCUUGCCACCCUUCUUUGGAUGGAGCGCUUACGUCCCAGAAGGGCUGCAGACCUCUUGCUCUUGGGACUACAUGACCUUCACUCCUUCAGUUCGUGCCUACACUAUCCUCCUCUUCGUUUUUGUUUUUUUCAUCCCUCUAGGCAUCAUUGCUGCUUGCUACUUUGCUAUCUUCCGGGCCAUUCGAACAACAGGAAGGGAGGUUAGGGAGCUAGACUGUGGAGAAACACAUAAAGUUCUCGAACGCAUGCAGACAGAAUGGAAGAUGGCUAAAGUCGCUCUCCUGGUCAUCCUGCUCUUUGUGAUAUCUUGGUCACCCUAUUCAGUGGUUGCCCUCACUGCCACAGCAGGUUAUUCUCACUUCCUCACUCCCUACAUGAACUCAGUGCCUGCUGUCAUUGCAAAGGCUUCUGCCAUCCACAACCCUAUAAUCUACGCCAUCACACACCCAAAGUACCGUGUCGCUAUCGCCCGCUAUGUACCUGUGCUUCGUGUCGUCCUGCGUGUUGGUGAAAAAGACCUUCGCUCCUCCUUCAGCUACUCCUCCAACAGUGCUACUUCCAGCCGCCGACCCACGCUGACCAGUCAGUGCUCCCUGGGUGUCAGUUUUGGCAAUGGAGCCCGUGCCAAUGGUCGCUGGGGAAAAACCCGACUGUCCUCCGCUUCCGACACCGACUCUUGCUGGACGGAGAGUGAAGCAGAUGGUUCUAGUGUCAACUCCCUCCCUUUCACCAGACGUGUGUCCACUGAAAUCUCUGGGGAUACUGCCAUUCCCCCUGAGCAAUCAAGCACAAGCACAAUGGCAUUGCAGAAAGGAGUGUCAGACAAGGCCAACAGUGCUCCUAAUCCAUCCACUAUUAGUGAAACAGAUGUGUCAGAAGGACCCGCUACGUCUGAUGGUAAAACUUUCUUGCUCUCUCCUAACUGA